UGGACCUCAUCACCACCACUGCCACCUCACCUCACAAAUAUCGGACGGCGCAGCGCCCAGGACAAAAAGUACCUUAUUGGAUCUCAGCUCAAAGUCCACUCACUCAUCUUAAUGCUUGGAAUUUUCUUUUCUUCCGUCCGAUUCUGGGUCUAGUUAGUCUUGGCUUUUCCAUCAUUCUUCCUCCCUUCUAUCCUUGGUUCAGCAAAAAAUUACCAGAUAUUCCCGUUUUAUUGUGCUCAUCACCUUAUACCAAUUCCAGGGCAGCAGGGCUCUCUCCUCUCACUUCAGCCUCCUUGGUUCUCUCCCCCCAACUAUCGUUUCUCCAACCACCCCCCUUGUCGCUCGCCGAUCUAUCCUUUGUUUGCCCGGCUGCCCCUUGUCUCCGCUGUGUCGCGGCGUUUCGGAUCCAUACCCAAAUAUCCUUCGUGCAGCAUCCACUCCGUACGUUGCGCUAAAGUGUCCGUCUGUCACUGACUACAGACUACAAUCGCUUCUCCUCCACGGUCGCUAUAUUCUGUCGUCUCGUGUCUUCUUGAGCGUGUCCAGAAUCGGUCUCGGCCCAUUCGGUUCGUUGUGAUCUUGAAUAUAGCACGGUCGCCGAGUCCUGCGCGCUUGUCGGGGUAUCGAACUCCGCCUCCAUCUCGACACUCGUUCUGGAAUAUACCCAAACUUGCGCUUGGCUGCUUCGGCAUUGCCAAAGCCUCACCAUCGUUUUGUCAUGGCAGCAAUAAAUACUUCACCGCCUCCUACUGCGGCACCGUUGAACUACAACGAAUCGUCGAGGCCCUCUUCGAGACCGACCAGUUCUUCUCGUCGUAGCCCUGUUCGCAUACCUCAUCUCGAUGAAUCUGAAGGCCCGAAACUGCGCAACGGACCAGUCUCGCCCGUCCGCGUAAAUUUCCAACGGGAGAAUUGGGUUCAGCCUUCAAACGCUGAUGUCGAAUAUACUCAGAAGCCAUCGCUGAGGGCAGAACUAGCCGAUCGCACUCUGCUUCCGCUGCCUUCGCCCCCCGAAACUGCUCCUCCCCCUCCUCCUCACGGACUGGGGUCAGAACCAAGGAGCUUUCCAGAGUUUCAAGAUGAUUCCCGCGGGGCUGAAAGGGGCUCUGAGCAGCGGCUUGCAAGGACAAACAUCGCCGAGCCCACCAAGACAACUCCAACGGACAGAGUUCGCAAUCAGGACCAGUACCGCAACAGUCGUGAAUCGAAUGAAACUGCUAGCACGAACCCGCAACAAAUUUCUAUAGAAUCCUCGGCAACGACAAGCGCAAGCUCUUUGUCAGGAAUGAACGAGAAUGCUGAGGGCCAGGCAGUUGGCGAUUCCCCUGAGAGCUCCAUUAUCGAAGGAAAUAUGCUUGAGACCCAGCCUGUGCCUCUUUUUCAGUACCAUCAUCAAAAGGAUUUCCCAACAAACGUUCCUAAUGCAGAGGCCAGAAACUCGUCAGCUUCUGAUCUCGCUGAGAGUGCUUCAAACAUCGGCCGUCAUCUUACUCCGAAUUCGGGUAGCCAUAUGAGGACUUCAUUGCCUCGGCCACCAUCUUCGUACUCUGUCUAUUCUGAUUCGCGUGGCCGCUCUCCCGGUCUUAUGCCAGCUGGCUCACGUAAAUCUCCUGAUGUCAGAAUGUCGACAUAUGCUGAGUUGCUUCAUGCGCCUUAUCCUCAGCAGGCUCCGGCGCCGUUGACACCUGAUAACUCCAAUCUUCGAACUGUCAUCGGUAACAAUGCGUCUCUUCUCAGCACACAAAAGACUCUGGACAUGUAUCGUGCCAACGUCAAAAAGACAAAUGACUCUUCUAUUCAGUACUCGUUCGCUAUAUUCUUGAUUUCAACAGCCCAGGAGCAAGGCCUAGACUUUUCAGAACCUAAGGGACGCAAGAACAGCCCCAAACCUCAAAAAGGUCGCGACAGCCCAACUGCCGAAGGCUCUGUGUCAAGCCCACAGGAACUGGUUCGUGAAGCCCGACAAAUCCUACAACGUCUCGCCAGUGCCGGAUACCCCUUUGCGCAAUACUAUCUCGCGGAUGGGUUUGCUUCUGGACUCUUCAGUAAGGGUAAGGAAGAUUAUAAUUCGGCAUUCCCUCUAUUUGUUUUGGCUGCGAAGCACGGUCACGCUGAAUCUGGUUACCGAACCGCUCUAUGCUAUGAAUUCGGUUGGGGUUGCCGGAAAGACCCUGCCAAGGCGGUGCAAUUCUUGCGUACAGCUGCUUCGAAGCGCCAUCCUGGCGCCAUGACGCGUUUGGGUAAGGCCUGUCUAUCUGGCGAUCUUGGAGAAAAGCGCUACCGAGAAGGAAUUAAGUGGAUGAAGCUAGCUGCUGAAGCGGCCGAUACUCAGUACAAUUCCGCGCCGUAUCAACUUGGUUGCUUGUAUGAGAAUGGGUAUGGUGCAGAUAUCUUCAAGGACGAUAUUCAUGCUGCCGAGCUCUUUACUCAGGCUGCGGAAUUAGGCCACCCUGAGGCUAAUUAUCGAAUGGGUGAUGCUUAUGAGCAUGGCCUACUUAACUGCCCUCGUGACCCGGCUCUCAGCGUUCACUUCUAUACUGGCGCUGCUGAAAGGGGACAUGCUGGCGCUAUGAUGGGAUUGUGUGCGUGGUACAUGGUCGGCGCUCCCCCGAUCCUUGAAAAGGAUGAGGAGGAGGCUUAUGAGUGGGCGCGUCGAUCAGCCGACUUGGGCUUCGUGAAGGCACAAUACGCCGUCGGCUACUUUACAGAGAUGGGCAUCGGAUGCCGGCGUGACGUUUUGGAAGCUAAUGUCUGGUACGUCAAGGCUGCCGAUGCUGGUGAAGAGCGAGCCAAGCAAAGGUUAGCCAUCAUCCAGGCGGCUGUCAGCGGCCAGGGCACUCCCAUGGAGGUUGCCCCUCCACGAAACGGCAAGAUGCAGAAGAAUCCCAAGGACGACAAGGACUGCAUCGUUAUGUAAUGGCAGUGGGCGAGUGACAGCCUGCUCCCGGAUUAAUAUGAAGAGUAUAACUAAUCAACGACGACUACGCUUCCUCUACGAAAAGACAAACGACACAACUCCCGCCUUCCGUUGUGCUGUUUUUUUGUUUUUUGUUUUUUUGUUUUUUUUGGUCGGCAGCAACGACAAGUUCAUUCGGCGCCGUUGUUUUUCUUUUUCCGUUUUCCAUUCUGGCAUACAUCACAUCUCGCAUAGCCCAAAUUCUCAAUAUUGGACGAUACGCUUGACGGCGGUUUCUUAUCGUCAUCUCCGUCGCUAACCUUGUUUGGCACGGAUAUUCACAUGUUGGAGUCGUGUUUCUAGAAUCAAAAGGGGGAGCUUGAUCUCGAGUAGCAGCAUAGCAUGAGGAGAUGUAAUUUGACGGUCAUGUGAUUCAUCAGCUCGGCUGUGAUCUUUUUUGGUAUAAUUCUCCCUGUAUCUGCGGUGGAAACUAUCGAAAACGGGAGUCUCAGCAUCUGGUGGCAACGAGAGCGAAGUGAGACUGUGGAGUGGGUUGAUGAUGAUUAUCAUCUU
Messenger RNA from Fusarium verticillioides 7600, 3469 nucleotides. RefSeq lists its product as hypothetical. Bases 719 to 2917 code for a protein of 732 amino acids. The record is from RefSeq and is a predicted model, not a curated record. Gene Ontology annotation, molecular function: protein binding. The transcript is spliced from 2 exons. Lineage: Eukaryota; Fungi; Ascomycota; Sordariomycetes; Hypocreales; Nectriaceae.